Mytilus californianus (California mussel) is the source of this 957-nucleotide messenger RNA. RefSeq names its product ficolin-1-like. The transcript has 6 exons. NCBI's taxonomy places the organism in Eukaryota, Metazoa, Mollusca, Bivalvia, Mytilida, Mytilidae. The coding region runs from base 111 to 914 and encodes 267 amino acids. The record is from RefSeq and is a predicted model, not a curated record.
AAAAAGCAACGUUCACGACUGUAUCAUGAUAUAGAAAGAUAGCAAAACACAUCAUUUUUUCUUGCUGAGCACUGUAUAGAUUUAACAUUUAAUCAACAGAUUGAAGUCAGAUGUAUUCAAAACAAUUGUUUAUGUAUUUAUUUUCCAUGCUUCUGCAGGGAAUGGUGGAAUCCUAUUCGCAAAAUACCGGCAAUAAAGUUACGUCAUCAUCAAAUAGUGGUGUAUGUUUCUAUGGAGAUACUGCUAACAGAGUUUUAAAUCUUAUGGCGGCUGAUGGAAACAAAAAGACGGAUUUCAAGCCAAAGGAUUGUAAAGAUCUUCACAGAAAACAUGAACACAGUGGAAUAUAUAAAAUCUAUCCAGAUGAAAAUGAACCACAGUCAGUAUAUUGCGAUAUGGAAACAGAUGGUGGUGGCUGGACGGUCAUUGUUAGACGAGUUGAUGGUAGUGAGAAUUUCAACAGAAACUGGCAUACAUAUGAAAGAGGGUUUGGAAACUUGAAAAGAGAAUUUUGGAUAGGAAAUAGUGUAUUGCACUCUUUGACAACCAAUGGUAACUGUGAGGUCAGAGUUGAUCUGACGAAUUUCAAGGGCGAGAAGCGUUUUGCCAAGUACUCGUCAUUUACCGUUGGAAACAGUGCAUCGAAAUACAAGCUGUCUGUGGGAGGAUACAGUGGAAAUGCCGGUGAUUCCCUCUCCAAGCACAAUGGUCUUGCCUUUUCAACGCCAGACAGUGACAAUGAUACAUAUCCGAAAGGAAACUGUGCCGCUACCUCCGGAUGGUGGUAUUAUGCUUGUGACAACGUAUCACUGACCAAAUAUUACAACAAGAAAAGUAGUCCUAUAGAGUGGGAGCAAUGGAAAGGGUCUGGAUUUUCAAUAAAAUACGCUGUAAUGAUGACCAGACCAAAAUAAAUCUUUACCGCUGAACAAAUUAAAGUAUUUAAAAGAAAUACAA